Effrenium voratum is the source of this 1845-nucleotide messenger RNA. The record is from the annotation of a GenBank genome assembly. NCBI's taxonomy places the organism in Eukaryota, Dinophyceae, Suessiales, Symbiodiniaceae.
GAGGAGCCGAUUGCAAGUGGGGACUUGCGGACCCGCAUCAUUGUCGCUUGGUCUGCAUGGCCGGGCACGGCGAAGGUAUGUAUGAGGUUAACCUACGCGCAGGUGGUGAGCUGUGUUGUGGCCCACGCCUUCUGGCAGGUGGGGCCCGUCUAUAAGGACAGCAACAACGAUGAGCUCCAACUUUUCGAACUCGUCCGCUACAUCUUGGUGAUUCCUUUGGUCCUGGUCUCCCUUUACCAAUUCUCUGAAAUGUUAUCUUCUCGACCGAGGCACCGGGCCUUGGUGAUCACACGUGUGUCGAUGUUUGAGUUCGGGGUGAAGAUCACCUACUACAGUCUGCUCUCCACUGGAUACGACUUGGCGUAUCAGAAUCAGCGGUGCUACGACUACCGGCCCAUCUAUGUCACGCGCUGGAUAGGCUGGACCUUUGCCAUUCCCACCUUGGUCUUCAUGAAUUUGUACCCUAUCAUGGACCACCAGCAUGCGCUGGAGGUGCUGGUGCGGCUUUUGCCUCAGCAGCUGGCGACCGCAGCGUAUUGCUGGGCAUGCUGCCUGGGCUGCAUUGUCUUGGACCCGUGGAUGGGUUGGUACCUGAAUGUGCUGGGGUGUGUUGCCUAUGUCGCCGUCAUCGCAGAUGAGGUGGUCUUUGUCUGUGAGCAAAUCAUGGUGACUGCCCAGCCGGUGCUGAAAGGCUACAGCAUCAUCGUCAAAGAAUGCAUUUUCGUGAUCUACACAGGGGUUUGGCUGCUGGGCAACUGGGGCUAUGCCACCUCCUACUCUUGCCAGCGCUUCUACAGCGUGUCUGAUGUCAGCCUCAAAUCCGUCAUGGCAACGUUGUUGUUCUUCUACUGGAAUGUGGAUAGACCUGAAAAGGCAAGGUCACCACUGGAGGACGUCAUGGAGUGGAUGAGCCUGGCAGACCUGGACCAGGAGUACGACCCCUUCCCUCGAGGCAAGGCCGUGCCCAGUCUGCCCCGAGCGGGAAAGGAGAGCUACUGCACCUUCGCAGCCGGCGAGGCUACGCAAGAUGCGGACGAGGAAUGGAAUCAUCGAUUGCAGCGAUCUGGCGUGGCUGGACGAUUAGUUGCCUAUGAUCUUGGUGACCGACCACAAGACGAACUCCUAUUGCGAGGCGGAGCCGGGCACCGCGUGGCCGUGAGCUUCGUGCGCGGGAAGGCGGAGCAGGCCGGCGUCAAGGUUGGUGAUGUGCUCGUGUCCAUCAACGGCAGAAAGGACUUUGCCGGGCUUUGCGCUGACGACAUCCUGUACAGGUUGCGAGCGCCUGUCACCUUGGUCUUCCUGGGCUUCAUCGGCAAGUGGCACGCAGAAGUCCGGCUGAGCAGCAAGGAGAGCUGUUGUGGUCUGGACUCCAAGGUGCCCAUCCCUCUAGGGAGACCGGGCGCACCUUUGCAGGUGAUCGAAGAGGUGGUCUUCCAGCCGAGCACCGCCCCUUUGCUGCUGGCGGUGGAGGCUCCUGCGCAGUCCGUGUUGCAUUCGCUGCCCGGUGACACUGGGGAUGUGUCCGAGAUCGAUGAGUUUCAGGACCUCAGCCCAGAGUUCACCCAGGCUGAGCUCGCGUCCAUCGUGCAGGACACCGCGCAUGCGACGGAAGGCGACACGAGUCUCCAGAGAGCUGCUACCGAUGGCAUGGUGGGGCUCACUACCCCCCGAGCUGCAAAGGCGGCCGAGGUUGCAGCAGUCUACGAGCUUCGGGGACAGGAGGCCAAGCGCUUGGUGGAGCGCGUCCGCGUGGAAGCGCAAGCCCAGCCUCCCACUCCGAGUUCUCCCAGGUCUCAGCCGGAGGUCGACACGGUGCCCAGGUUCAGCGAGCUGCCGGCCUGUUGA